UAAGCAACCGCAACAAACCGCGAACCAAUCACGCAGCGCCCUAGAGGCGGUUGCCAUGACCGCAAUGGCUGGGACAUCCGGCGUUCCAAGGUUGCCAUGAUACGCGAGUGGCGAGUAUUUUCUGCGUGUUCGCACUGAGGACUGGGCAAGUUAUCUCAAGAAACCCGUAUCUGGAAUUGUGGAGCUUGUAAAGCAGUAUGACUGGCAUGGCGGCUGGCAAGGGCACAGAUUUUGAUGAUUCUGCUGAAGAAGACACACAGCUAAAACUUCAGAUGCUUCUUGCACCCUCUCAGAAAUCUGAAGACAAACAAAAGGAUCACUGUGAUUACCUGUUGGAUGCUUUGGAUGAACAAUUGGAUCAGUUACAGCCACGGUCAAGUUUUAAGAAAGUAGAAGACAACAGACCUAAAAAGUUAGAAAAUUCUUCAGCAGAUCUGGAACAGUCUCAUAGAAUUGUUUCUCAGGAACCCAGACAUGAACAUUCCAUUGAUUCCAGUAAAGAAACAAAAAAGUGUAAGAAAGAGGAGUACAAGUGGAGGCUUUCUCACCUCUUAGGCUCUGAGCAAAGCGAUGCCCAGGAAUACCACAGUGACAAUUCUACAGAAAGUGUGUGCACUGAGGACUUUGUAAUAAAGUUCAAAAAAGGCAUGAUUGACCCAGUAGUUAGUGGUGGUAAUGAUGAUCACAUCAUGAGCAGUUCAGAAAAGAGCUAUGGAGAUCAUAAAGAAACUUUGGGAGACAUACUUGAGAAGAUGGGUCCCCUAAUGGAAGACACAGGAGAUCCUGUGCCCCUAAACACAGCAAGAAGAGAAAAUUUCUUGCAAAAAUUUAAAGAAGAGUUACAAGUUGCACUAUCAUUUAGCGAUUCAGACCAAGCUGAAGAAUGUGCCAGGAACAGGAGAGACAGUUUGGAAUCUCUGGGAGGAAGAAUAUCAAGACUUAGCCAUGCAAAAAUUUCAGAGCCUUCAAGCCUGCUAAGCUUUGGGAAAGGCAGUUCAGUAGCAAGUUAUUUGCCAUCCAAAAGUGCAGGUGAUAGCCAGAAAGGUUUGGGUUCUAAGGAUGAUUACUUAAUUACCACUUAUGCUAUUUAUCCCAACACCUUGGAAAAUGCAAAAGUCAGUAUGAAGAAUCUGCAGGAAACAAACCAGGGUUUAAAGGUAGUGGCAACGGGAGUAAAAAAAACUGGGAAAGAUGGUCUAGGGGCCCAAGUGUCAGAGUCCCAUUCUUCGGACACAGGAUCAGGUCCUACUAAAAUGCACAAUGAUCAAAGUUCACUAGAAUAUUAUAAAGAAGAAGGAAAAACAGAAAAUACCAGAAGUCUAUUGCAAACUAAAGGUCAAGUAUCAGAGUCAGAAAUACCAAAAGCAAGCCAAAUGGAGGAACUGGAAGGCUCACAAAAAGGUUGCUAUUUGAAAUACUUAAUAUACAAUAAAAAGAAUGGUGGUGUAAGUCAAGAAUUUGGCAAUAAGGUUCUUAUAGAUGAUGCUGCAGGAACACUGUUAUCCAGAGAUUCGACAGAACAUUCUGAAAGUGAUAAAAUGCUUGCAGAGCAAGAAAGAGAAACAUAUUAUGCAAAAACGCAGGCAUCAUGGGAAUCAAACUUCAAACCUGAAUUAAGUAUCAAAGACAAAGUGGAUAGCCAGACUAACAUAGACGUCUCCUUAACAGAUGACAAGAUUGGCAUUUCACAGUAUAAACAUGUGGCUGGUAUCCCGUUGAAGAGUUUUGAUGCAGUGACAGUCGACAGUGAUCUGGACACGGUGACAACAGAACGAGUACGGAAUCACAUCCGAAAGGCCAUGGGAACCAAGAAAGAUCCUGCACACAACACAAAAAGAUUGAACCGGCAUCGCAAUGAGCUCUUAAGAUACUCCAGUAACGUGUCCACAGAUGAUGAGGAAGAGGAGGAAUAUCAGAAGUCCUUCACGGAAUGGAGGAGCAGAAGUCUCAAGAGAUGGCACUCAGACCCACACAAAGCAGCUGAAAGUACCUGGGAACACAGUGUCUCCAGCCUUCCACCAGAUUUAAUGAAUUCCCCUGAAAUUGGGCAGCACCACAGACUUCUAGAAGAUCUUGCAAGAGAGAAAGAGCGUCAUGAAGAAUAUGUUGAUAAACUUCGCAGGGACAUAGCUCUUGAAGAAGAGAGAUUAGCUCAAAGGAAAUCUCAGCACCGGGAAGUUGAUGAGUCCUUUAAUGAUAUUCUACAGCAAAAGAAGGAAGCUUACCUAGAGUUGGAGUCCCUGCAAGAUUUACUAGAUCAGACUCAAAAGGAGGUUGUGAAAAUGGAGACACGCUUAAGGGAGAACCAGAUCACAACUGAUGAAUUCAGGAAUGAGCUGGCAGUACUGGAAUACAAGCGCAGUGAAUGCCUAAAAAAUCUUCAGGAUCUAGAACUGGAACUGGAAAUGACAAAGCAGCAGUGCUCAAGUGCCCAGAGCGGCCAGAUAGCCAGUCUCCAGUAUGAGAUCUCUUCACUGACAGGUGAACGAGAUGAGCUAAAGGCCCGUUUACGGCACCUGGAGGGCAGCCUUUCAUUUUUGGAACGUCAGGAACUGGAACGUCAGCUCACUUCGGCAAAGUCUGAACUCUUUUCAGAACAACGGGCAGCCAGGGCCAGGACUGAUAAACUUCAAGAGAAUUUAGAAGAGUCUCAGUGCAAGUUGGAGGACAAGACUGCAGAAUGUGCAGAGAUGCAGGAGAAAACCAAGCAGCUUAAAUCUCAGCUCCGUGAACUGGAAAAAAAAUAUGAAGCCAAAAUUCAGAGUCAGGCAGAAGAGGCCACUGAAGAAAAAGAUGCACUGAAUAAACAAGUCACAGACUUGAGUUCCCACGCAAGGGAGCAGAAUACAAAAGUAACCUCUCUGGAGAAGAUACUGUCUGAAAAGGAGCUCGAGCUGAUGAAAAUGAGAGAUAUUAUAUCCACCCUAAAAGCCGAUAAGGAAGCACAGACGCUGGCCACAGACUGCCUAAAGGAACAACAAAACAAGCUGGUGAUGGAACUGCAGCUUCAGCACCAGCACGACAAGGAUAUGCAGAUCACAAAGCUUAAAGAGGAGUUGGAAUGCCAGAAACUGAAGGACAUCCAACAACUUGCAGAAAAUAUGGAACAGGCUAAAAUGAAAGCACUACAGGAACAAGCAGAAGCUCUCAGAAAGGAGGCCAAUAAAGUUGUAAAGUCCCUGGAGGAAAAAGACAAAGAAAUUGCUAAACUAAAAGAGGCCCUAAAAUCCCAGAAGGAUUCUAUGAAAAAGCUUGCUGUAGAGCUGAAGCAGGAAGCAAGAGAGAUGGUGCACAAUACACUGCUGCGAGAGCAGAAGAAGUGGGAAAAAGAAAAGAAGGAUGCACUACAUAUACAGAAACACACGUUAGAGGAGGAGAGGCUUCGAGCCAUGGCGGAUCUGCGUGAAGCUCUAGAGAGGGAGCGUAGAACAAACAUGAUGUUAGAGAAGAAAUCUGUUGACCUCCAGAAUAUUAUUCAGGAACAUGAGGUUCAGAAUCGCUCACUCCAGCGGGAGAAACAAGAUGCCUUAGAUGAACUCCGUGCUAUUCUAAAAGACGAAAAUCAAGAAGACAUGAAAAGACUACAGCAGGAACUAGCUAAAGAGCGAGAGCGAGAUAUGGAGCGCCUAAAGCUCAGGCUGCAUGAGUUGGAGGAAGAGCAUCAUGUUCUACGAGCUGAAAAGAAUGAGGCCAUCUUCCGUGAAAGAGAAGCCCUAGCCCAGGCUGAACGUGCUGAGAAAACACUGGCUAGAGAGAUUAGUUCUGUAUCAGAGCGUAUCCAGAAUUCCAUGGGCCGGACCAGAAUACAUAGUCCUUCACACAACAGGCAUGGCAGUCCCUCUCGCCUCUCUACCAACCAGGCACUGCAGAUGCUUCAUGGAGUAUGUGAUGAAACCAACCAGCUUGUACAUGAAUUACAGCAGGAAGUAGAAGCUCAGAAGCGCACAGUUCUUCAUGUGCAGAGAGAAAAGGAGCGAGAAUUACAGCAACAGAAAGAGCAGUUGCAAUUAGACAAGGAGAAGGCGCUUGAAUUAAUGAAGGAAAGGCUUAUACAGGAGCACAUUGAAGAAAUCACCAACCUGCAAAGAGACCAGCUUAGGGAUUCUAGUAGUGCGGAGAGUCAAUCUUUGCGGCAGCAACUGCGGGAGAAGGAUAAUGAGCUGCGCGCUAUACAAAGAAAUAUGGGCAAAUGGAAAGAUGAAACUGCUGCAAAGCUUGCUCGCAAAUUUGAAGAAGAGCUAAACGCAGAAUUAGAAAAAUGCAAAGUGGAGUUUUUAAAAGAAAGAAGUCUGUCCAGGAGUAAGGCCUCAGAGAGUCACCGAUACACAGAAAGAGCUGGGUCAGGAAUGCGAAGGCUUUCAGUGCAAGAAGGAAGAGAAAAUUCACACCUCCGCUCAUCCUCCACUCCAUCUUUGAAUGUGGUAGGUGCACAGCAUGACUUUGGUGCGCUAAAGAUCCUACGGAAUCUGCAGGGCAGAGUCAGAGAGCUGCGGACAGAUAACAGCUUGUACAAUGGGGGGAGCAUGGAAGAUCUAAGUUUACUGAGGACUGAUCUAGGAAGUCCCUACAAACAAAAGAGACCAUUAAUGACUGAAAGAUCAAUGGCACACCUUAAAGGAACCAUUAGGAAAUAAAUGCAGCUUCUGCUCUUGAGAAUGGAAUAUCUCCUAGGAAUGUUCUAAAAGAUUCAAUGAAACAGUUGCAUCCCAUUGUAACACUUUUAUGUAAAGCCUGGAGAUGGACUGCCAAAUGUUUGUACCUGUGAGCAUAUUGUCUAAUCAUGUUUAAAUGUGGGUUACAUUAUGGCCUGCUGUAACUGGAAGUUGGAUUUCUGGAUUGCAUCCGUGUGUAUCCAGCACAGCAAUAAAAUCAAUAAUAUGAUCUGGGGAGGUAUUAUUCAUAGUGGCCACAUGUCCCAUUAUGCUUGCAACAACCCCAAUUCUGUAAUACAAAGGGGGACAUGGCAAGAGGUAAGAGGGCUGGGUUGAUUGGAUUUAGCUAGGUUAGGGUAUGGCCAGAUUGGCAAAGGGGGUAGAAAUAUGUUGUUUGUGUUAUUUAAAGCUUUAAUUGGGCACUCGGAGGGUUAAUUUAAUAGGGAAAUUUCAAUAUAUUGUGUUUCAAUGUACCAUGUUUUUGACAUAACACUGUUUGCAAACAAAUGCAAUGUAUUUGGCAAGGGAUUUGCUGGGAUUUUUUUUUUAAGCUGUUUUUUGUAAAACUGUUAGGCAUAUUAGUCAGUAUUAAAUAUUAGGGUAUGGUCACUCAAUUUACCACACACAGGACAAGCUGCAUUUAUAAUGGGAAGAAAAAUGAGUUGGUCAUUGUAGUUGGCAAAUCUUGGGAGAUGUAGGGGCAAAUUUAUCAAAAUGUGAGAUUGUUCACCGAAGAAAAAUUCACCCAGUCAUGGGUUUUUUAGAAGUGUAUUUAUCAAUGGAUGAAAGUUAGAUUUUACCAUGCGAUAAAUAUGCUUCUAAAAAUCCAAUAGAAAUUAUUUGAAAGUGGGUGAAUUUUUCUGUGAGCUCUCAUCUCACAUUUUAAUAAAUCUGUCCCCAAGUGUGAUAAAUAGGAGACACAGAGCUACUUGUUGCAGCUACAAAAUGCCAGAUAAUACUUAGAAUUGUCUCUGCUAAAACACAUGUAGAGACAAUUAUAAGUACUGACUAGUUUAGAGCAAGGACAGUAGCUCUGUGUGUCAUUACCCUUAGGAGUAUAAGCUUUGAAAAAAGAAUCUAUGUUUAUCAGUAGGUUAAAGCUACAAACAUAGUUUUCAUGUACUGAUUAAAGUGACAAAUGCAUAAAUGUGACAAAAUGUGGACACGAUUCAUUUCAUUUCAGUCCAUACAAAUAUGAUGAUUAAAAAUUCAGUGUUGAUAUGUGCACUAGUGAUAUGGCAGAAAAUCAGUUCUGUGAUUAACAAUUAAAAAAAAAAAGAAUAAUAAAGGAAAUAAACAGAAGGAACUGCUCGAUCCUGAUCUGUUACAACUGCAGCUAAAAAAGCACAAUAUAUAUAAACUAAAUUUCUACAUGCUGUUUUAUUUCUAUGUGCCAGUCACUUGUGUGAACCUAUCCAGGCUUCUAAAAGAAUGUCACACAUUCUAAGCAAUGGGGCAAACCAAAGGGAUUCCCAGCAGUUUGAUAUUAUCUAAUCUAUAAACACUUUCUUAACUGUCAAGAAAAUAUUUCUUUUUUACUGCUUAUAAAACAACAGAUAAAUCUGUCCCUAAAUCUCAUUUACUGUGAAAACAAGGAUUUAACUAGAAUUAUGUUAUAAACAGUUAUUAAUCAUUUUUAUAUUUAUGAGUAUUUUCAUAAGGGAAAAUAGUUUUAGUAAGAACAUUAUUAUUAACUUCUGAUGUAAGAUAAAGACAUUUUUAUGUGCAGUAUUUUUAUGCGUAUAUAUAUUACAAAUGUUUCAGCUGAAAUGAUUCUGAUUUUAAUAAAUUGUUACGACAUUCCA
Messenger RNA from Xenopus tropicalis (tropical clawed frog), 6457 nucleotides. RefSeq names its product trichohyalin gene 2 (gene tchh.2). The record is from RefSeq and is a predicted model, not a curated record. Bases 198 to 4634 code for a protein of 1478 amino acids. The transcript is spliced from 29 exons. NCBI's taxonomy places the organism in Eukaryota, Metazoa, Chordata, Amphibia, Anura, Pipidae.